Messenger RNA from Rattus norvegicus (Norway rat), 857 nucleotides. RefSeq names its product kallikrein 1-related peptidase C8 (gene Klk1c8). Gene Ontology annotation, molecular function: serine-type endopeptidase activity. Bases 28 to 813 code for a protein of 261 amino acids. NCBI's taxonomy places the organism in Eukaryota, Metazoa, Chordata, Mammalia, Rodentia, Muridae. The transcript is spliced from 5 exons. The record is from RefSeq and is marked validated. Gene Ontology annotation, biological process: proteolysis.
ACCUGCUGCCCCUGGACACCUGAUACCAUGUGGCUCCUGAUCCUGUUCCUCAUCCUGUCCCUGGGAUGGAAUGAUGCUGCACCUCCUGGUCAGUCUCGGAUUAUUGGAGGAUUUAACUGUGAGAAGAAUUCCCAACCCUGGCAAGUGGCUGUGUACCACUUUAAUGAACCGCAAUGUGGGGGUGUCCUGAUACACCCCAGCUGGGUGAUCACGGCUGCCCACUGCUAUAGUGUCAAUUACCAGGUUUGGCUGGGCCGAAACAACCUAUUAGAAGAUGAACCCUUUGCUCAGCACCGGCUUGUGAGUCAAAGCUUCCCUCACCCUGGCUUUAACCUGGACAUCAUAAAGAACCACACCCGAAAACCUGGGAAUGACUACAGCAAUGACCUGAUGCUGCUACACCUUAAAACGCCUGCUGACAUCACAGAUGGUGUGAAGGUCAUUGAUCUGCCCACUGAGGAGCCCAAGGUGGGGAGCACCUGCCUUACCUCGGGCUGGGGCAGCAUCACACCCCUCAAAUGGGAAUUUCCUGAUGAUCUCCAGUGUGUGAAUAUCCACCUACUGUCUAAUGAGAAGUGCAUCAAAGCCUACAAUGAUGAGGUGACAGAUGUCAUGCUAUGUGCAGGAGAGAUGGAUGGGGGCAAAGAUAUAUGCAAGGGUGACUCAGGAGGCCCCCUCAUUUGUGAUGGUGUGCUCCAAGGCAUCACGUCAUGGGGUUCUAUGCCAUGUGGUGAACCCAAUAAGCCAUCAGUCUACACCAAACUUAUAAAGUUCACCUCCUGGAUAAAAAAAGUUAUGAAGGAAAACCCUUGAGUGUCACACUGUCCCCUGGUCUCAGUAAAACCCACCAUGCAGCA